CUGCUAAAAGCGUGACAUUUCGUAUCUCGUUUUUAAUUUAAACGGCACUCGAUAAAGCCAUUUGUAAACAGUUUCUCGGAAACCAUGUCGCUGAGCGGUCAAAAGACUUCAAGCUUAUAUCUGAUUGCAUGUUGCCUCUUCUUUGGCUUCUGCCAUGUAUCUGCGGCUGUCGUUAAAGCAUCCACGGACCAAGCUGGGCCCAAUGGACGAGUUGUGGGCGGAGUUGCAGCAUCAACUAACAGUGCUCCAUACGCGGUGUCCAUGCAGUACCAAAAUACCCACUACUGCGCUGCCAGCAUUAUAAGCGCCAACUGGCUGGUAACUGCCGCUCAUUGCUUAACCAACAGUGCGCAGGUCCUUGGGAGCACGCUAGUCGCCGGCAGCAAUGCAGUUGCAGGAACUGCAUCCACCACCCAAAAGCGUAGUAUUACCUAUUUUGUUGUCAACGACCUUUACACGGGCGGAACUGUUCCCUAUGACAUUGGAUUGGUUUAUACUCCCACUGCCUUCACUUGGACCGCUGCUGUGGCGGCUGUGAGCUUGCCCAAGUCGGGUGUGGUGCCCACUGGCAAGGCAAACCUAUAUGGAUGGGGAAGUACCUCGACUACAAAUACGGCAUCGUAUCCCAGCGUUCUUCAAGUAGCUGCAAAUGUUCCCAUCAUCAGCCUGGCGUCCUGCGAAUCUGCAUUAGGCUCAAAGGGCAAAGAUGUACACAGCACUAACUUGUGCACUGGCCCUCUAACUGGAGGAGUUAGUAUCUGCACUUCGGAUUCUGGUGGUCCUUUGGUUCAGGGUAAUGUUCUGAUUGGAAUCGUAUCCUGGGGCAAGUUGCCAUGCGGACAGGCCAACUCACCAUCUGUCUACGUCCAGGUGUCUUCGUUUAUAUCCUGGAUAUCGGCCAAUCAAAAGGUCCAGUAACGUAUAAUGUUUAUAAUUCAAUAAAUAAAUACGUUCAAAUAUUAGCUUAGUAUUUUAA
Messenger RNA from Drosophila virilis, 976 nucleotides. It is a transcript of the gene Phae1, whose product is annotated as Phaedra 1. The record is from RefSeq and is a predicted model, not a curated record. Gene Ontology annotation, molecular function: serine-type endopeptidase activity. NCBI's taxonomy places the organism in Eukaryota, Metazoa, Arthropoda, Insecta, Diptera, Drosophilidae. Gene Ontology annotation, biological process: proteolysis.